Messenger RNA from Apiotrichum porosum, 888 nucleotides. RefSeq names its product spindle assembly checkpoint kinase. The record is from RefSeq and is a predicted model, not a curated record. Gene Ontology annotation, biological process: mitotic spindle organization; regulation of cytokinesis; protein phosphorylation. Lineage: Eukaryota; Fungi; Basidiomycota; Tremellomycetes; Trichosporonales; Trichosporonaceae. The coding region runs from base 1 to 888 and encodes 295 amino acids. Gene Ontology annotation, cellular component: spindle microtubule; chromosome passenger complex; spindle pole centrosome. Gene Ontology annotation, molecular function: ATP binding; protein kinase activity. The transcript is spliced from 8 exons.
AUGGAGACACAGGGGAUUGAAGCGCUGGAGCCCGGGCAUUCCCGGUCCUUGCGCGAUUUCGAGAUCGGCCGGCCCCUGGGCAAAGGUCACUUUGGACGAGUAUACCUUGCCCGCCUUAAGACUGCAUCCUCCUUUAUCGUCGCGCUCAAGUGCCUCGACCGCGCAGCUGUGGAGAAGAAUCCCAAUGUCGAGCGACAGGUUCGAAGGGAAAUUGAGAUCAUGAUGAACUUGCGACACCCAAACAUUGUGCGCUUGUACGACUACUUUGCCGAUGAGAAGAACCUCUACCUCAUGCUCGAGUUUGCAGGCAAGGGCGAGCUGUUCAAGCAGUUGGCCAAGCUCGGCCGGUUUAGCGAGCGCAGGAGUGCAAAGUACACCCGCCAAGUGUCCUAUGGCCUUGCGUACUUGCAUUCCAAGAACGUGAUCCACCGCGACCUCAAGCCUGAGAACCUGCUCAUUGGGCUGAAUGGCGAACUCAAGAUUGCUGAUUUCGGGUGGAGCGUUUACUCGCCCGAGGAGAGCCAAAGGACGAUGUGCGGUACUCUGUCCUACGUGUCCCCCGAGAUGGUUCUGGGGCAGCCGCACGGCAAGGCGAUUGACAUAUGGGCCCUAGGUGUGCUGGCAUACGAGAUGGUGGUGGGCGAGGAGCCGUUUGCAGCGGACACCAGAACCGGACCACGACACUUUGUCACUCCUGUCGCACAGAGCUUCAUUACCAGCGUGAGUCGAGCUUUCGGCGGUUGCCCCGUCGCUCACUAUUCAGCUGCUCCGUCUCGUACCGACCGAGCUGCAGGGCUUGAGGAUACGACUGUUGACCCUUCAAGUCAAUAUCCAGGACAUGCACAUAUUGCGUCGCGCCAACCAGACGAGGCGAUUGCGGCCUCGUAA